UUAUUCCUUAACUUUUUAAUUGCCCCAUAUUUUUUGGGUGCACGAUUUUGCCUUUUUAUCCAAUCUCUGCCUGCAAUUACCUGCAAGUCCCUCAAAAUAUCCCCUUUUCUGUUAAUCUGAGAUUUAAUUUUAAUUUUCCCAAUUGAAUUCCGUUGAUUUUGAUCUGAUACCACGAUUCUCGCCGCCAAUGAAAGUUCAUCCGUCGCCGAGGAAACUCAACAUCACGCUCCGCUACGACGUCGCUUCGCUCCUCGCUCAGGCCAACGCCUGCCGGCAGAAGAAGCUUCUGCGGCUGCCGCACAUCUUCGCCAAAGUCCUGGAGCUCCCCUUCCACUCCGACGCCGACGUCUCGGUCGACGAGACGCCGGCGUCGAUCCGAUUCACCGCCGCCACGGACGACAUCAGCGGCGACGUCAGGGCUGACGCCGUCGCGAUCUACCCCGGCGUCACGAAGAUCGUCAUAAGGGGAAACGGCGUCGUUGACCUUUCAGGGACCGAAUUCGAGCUCGAUCUGUGGCGGUUCCGCCUGCCGCCCUCCACGCGGCCAGAGCUCGUGUCCGCCGCCUACGAGAACGGCGACCUAGUGGUGACCGUACCGAAAGGGGCGGAGCACGGUGGGGAUUUGGGAAAUCGGGGUAGGCUUGUUCUUGUACAGUAACUUCAAAUUAUUAUAUCCUCUUUCUCUAACCUCCAAUUCUCAAUUUCGAAUAAUGCUUGGUUUGUGAUACACUACACAAUUUUAAUUCCACUUAUAAUCAAUUUGGGCGUGAUUAA
Salvia splendens (bonfire salvia) is the source of this 774-nucleotide messenger RNA. RefSeq lists its product as uncharacterized. NCBI's taxonomy places the organism in Eukaryota, Viridiplantae, Streptophyta, Magnoliopsida, Lamiales, Lamiaceae. The record is from RefSeq and is a predicted model, not a curated record. Bases 188 to 658 code for a protein of 156 amino acids. The transcript has a single exon.